GAGGAGGAGGCGGUGCCGCCGCAGAAGCAGGAGCAGCCACCGCCGCCACCGCGCCCCUGGCCCCGGGGCAGCUCGGCUCGGCUCAGCCCUGCCCCGCGCCGCUGCCGCCCAGGUGCGCGGAGCCGGGCGCAGGUGCUUAAAUAGCGGCGCCGGCCGAACCACGGCAGCUGUCGGCGGGCCGGCCAGAACGGAACCAAAAAUCCUCUAUGUACUUGCUCUUGUGGUUAUGUAGGACAGGAAGGUGACUUAGGGAGAGAAACUGCGAAGUCUCUAGUGGCUGUGGAAAAAGAAACAAGAUGUACAUGCUUUGACAGAUCGACUGUAGUUUUCUGCCACUGAAUGCCAACAGGGAAAAAAAAUCAUCUGCUUGAGGAGAUUCUGUUGUAAUGUAUCCAGUGGCUGUUCCUGCACCAGGAAGUGAAGCAAAUAAUGGACAACAUGAGAAACUUACUUUUUUCUUUUUUGUUUUUGGAGCAUUUUUUCUCUGUGCUGGAUUUUUGCUUUCAGUCUUUAUCCUACAGUCAUGCCCAUAUGAAACUUUCAGUGACUGUAAUGGGGUUCUUAAGGCUUCUGGGCCUGUGCUAGCUGUAACUGGCUUGGUUUUUGUUUUAUUGGCAAGAUCAAGGGCCAGGCUGUAUACGAGACAAAGGCAAUUGCAAAAUGAGCAAGUAUACAGCCUUGUUUUCUGUCGAGGGAGCUGUCAGUUUGCCCAGUUUCUCAUCUUUGGAUUCCUGUUUUUGACGAGUGGAAUGCUAAUUAGUAUCCUGGGCAUUUGGGUUCCUGGCUGCAGCCCUGGUUGGCACACCAUACAGCUCAACCAGACUCGCAGUUCUGAUGUGAACCUCCAGGGCUGUGGAUUCCUGUCGCUUCAAAUCUUGGGGCCUUUGAUUGUGUUUACUGGGCUGUGUUUCUUCCUGAUAGCUCAUGUUAAAAAACAAAACUUCAGUCUCAGCACAGAAUCUUUUGAAAAUGAAGAAUGUCCUCAGAGCCCUGAAUCUUUUCAAGUUACAGUAGGUGAUACAGUAAUGGUAUUCCCACCUCCACCACCACCUUAUUUUUCUGACCCUACUGUGACCCAUUGUCUUAUGUCAAGUGGCUUGCCUGCACAUGAAAAUCCUCCACCAUACCAAUCUAUCUUCAGCGAUAGAGCACGGCUUGCAGAUGACGAUAGAACAGUUGCUGCUAUAGACUGUGAAGCUAUAUGUACAACUUCUGGAUGCAGUUCAUCUUCAGACAUCUUACCAAUGCUGUCUCUCUGCUCUGAAUCACCUGUAGAAUAUGAAGAAAACAUAUCAGUAACAAGCAAUGAAUAUUCUCUAUCAUCUUCAUCUGUUUCCUUAGUCACAUUGGACACCAGCUCAUAGAGGACUGUCAGCUAGAUUUCAUUUUUAAAUGAAAUUGUAUACUCAGAUUUAUGACUGACUAUUUACAUUUUCUAAUAAAAGCAGUAAUAUUGGCUCUGUCUGAUUUCUUCAUUCACAAGAACAAGUGAUGAGGUUUUGUUUCAAGAAGUACAAGAUAAUACUGGGCUUCUGAGUGAAUAUUAUGAAGUGAUUUAGUUUACUGCAAGAAUGAUAAAUGUUCAUCUUCUGUUACAGCUUCAGUUUCAAUAUGUAGUUGUUCUUCCUAUAAUGGAGGCAGUAAGUAGAGACAAACUUACUUUACUUCUUUUAAUUAAAUCUGUUUGGAGCUUCAAGGAAGAAAUCAUUAAGAAGUGAUUUUAUUUCUAUUUUUGUAUAACUUUUGUGGAGAAUACUUCCUUGCAGUCACUGACUGUUUUCUGAGAGCAUCACCCAGAGGAGCCUUUAAGAUGGGGAGCUAAUAUGUUAUAGGAAACUCAAGUGAUUACUUUCUCAUCUGCCUAGUAACAAACCCUACACAGUUUAAUUUAGACCCUCUCUGGUCCUUAUGUAAGUAUAAUCCCCCUGAAAAACAGUUUUAGCCAGCAGUUAAGAGCCCUAA
Molecule: messenger RNA, 1962 nt
Organism: Oxyura jamaicensis (ruddy duck)
Lineage: Eukaryota; Metazoa; Chordata; Aves; Anseriformes; Anatidae
Gene: TMEM171
Product: transmembrane protein 171
Exons: 5
Coding region: 387-1364 (325 amino acids)
Source: RefSeq, a predicted model, not a curated record